AUGAUGAAGGAAGUGAGCUCAAGCCACCUCUACCGGGAAUGGCAAAGGCUUUUCUUUGCUCAUCACCGUUCUGGAGGAACUUUGGACAACUUCUCCACAGUGACCUUCUUGAGAGAGGUUUGCGAUGUAGUUCCUUUGUCAGAGCUUGCGGCCAAAGAAGCUGCUGCGGCAGAGCUGCAUGAGGAAACCUCCCUGCUGGAGAUAAGGCUUCGGAAUAUUGAGGAAACUGAACUCCAAGCAGCUGCCCAAGCUGCAGAAGAGUCUGCAAAAGGGCGAAUGCUUCGAGCAGAGCUGCAGGAACAGCAGGCGGUGAAUGCUGGCUGGCGCUCUGGGCGCCUGCAAGACAGUGUCUACAAGCUGAAGCUCCGUGAAGAGCAGGAGGGCUGGUUGGGGGCCGUCGCUCUUAGGUUGGAGGCCAUCAAAGACAGUUGGACGGUCCACUUCCAUCCGAUUUAUGGAGGCUUGAGCUUCAUAACAGUUUUAUGUUCAUUGCUCCAUUUUGGACUUGGUUCAUAG
Messenger RNA from Durusdinium trenchii, 516 nucleotides. The record is from the annotation of a GenBank genome assembly. Lineage: Eukaryota; Dinophyceae; Suessiales; Symbiodiniaceae.